UAAAUGCCUGAGAUAUCAAACACACACCACCAGAGUUUGAGUAAGUUUCUGUCAUAACUGUUCCAAAGUGUGUCCACCCUUCUCACGCAUAUGAAACUCUUUCUUCACCCUCCCCCUUCUUUAACUAUAAGGCAGGCCAGAGAGCUGCACAAACUUUCACUACAGCUCUGCACAGACACUCUGGUUCUCUCUGCUUGGUUGCGCUCCCGUCGACUUUUGCAGUCUCCCCUGCACCUAUGAAGCCUUUGGAGUAAAAGCUGCCAACCCCUCAAUUUGAUUCACUUCCUGUAUUCCAACUCCUUCCCAAAAGUGGACAGAGAAGGGGAAACGGGGGGGAAAGGAAGAAAUCUCUUCUGCUCUAAAUAAGGCUCUCUGCGGAGCAAAGCAACUCCUCGCCUCCGCGUAGCUUCAGAACUUUUGUAGUUUGUGUCGGUGGUCAGAUCGUCUCGCACAGCAGCGUUUUUUUGUUUUUUAAGAGAGAGAGAGAGAGAAAACAUUUCGCGUUAGAAACAAAACCAAAAACUGUGCGCAACUUACACCCGAAUCCAUGCAUGGUACGGAUGGUACAAGUUCUGACGCCCAUCGCCGAGUCUUCUCCUGAAUCCACGCACCGAGUUUGGAGACACUGUACGCUGUGAGACUCCAGGGGUUCAUGUACUGGAAAAAUGAAGUUUUGUCCCCUCUUUCAGAGGGAAAUAAGAUUCUGUCCGAAGGAAUUCCCACGAAGCAGGUGAUCUCUACCGAGCAUCAGGGUACACCGGGAGCUUCGCGCUGCAGUGUGGACUCUAAACACAUGCCAAUGUCUCACUCGGACGGAGAAUCCCAGCGGUCCAACAUGGAGCGGGAGGACACUCGCUCGUCCCCCAGCACUCCUUCCACACCCUCCGUGUGCUCACCGACCUCCACCACCAGCUCGGUGCCGUCCACCGGGAAGAACAUGUGCGCCAGCUGCGGUCAGGAGAUCCUGGAUAGAUACUUACUAAAGGUGAACAACCUGAUCUGGCACGUGCGCUGUCUGGAGUGUUCCGUCUGCAGGACGUCGUUACGUCAGCACAGCAGCUGCUACAUCAAAAACAAAGAGAUCUUCUGUAAAAUGGAUUAUUUCAGGUUUGGUACUAAGUGUGCCCGCUGUGGGCGGCAGAUAUACGCCAGCGACUGGGUGCGCCGUGCGAGGGGAAAUGCAUACCACUUGGCAUGUUUUGCCUGCUACUCGUGUAAGAGGCAGUUGUCCACGGGAGAAGAGUUUGGCUUGGUGGAGGAUAAGGUCCUGUGUAGGAUCCACUAUGACACCAUGGUGGAGAACCUCAAACGAGCGGCUGAGAGUGGCAAUGGUAUCACGUUAGAAGGAGCAGUUCCAACAGAACAAGACAGUCAACCGAAACCGGCCAAAAGGGCACGGACAUCCUUCACUGCAGAACAGCUACAGAUCAUGCAGGCUCAGUUCGCACAGGACAACAAUCCAGAUGCCCAGACGCUACAGAAAUUGGCCGACAUGACGGGCCUCAGCAGGAGAGUUAUACAGGUGUGGUUUCAAAACUGCAGAGCAAGACACAAAAAGCACACGCCCCAGCACAGUGGGGCUCCCCAAGGUCAUCCCCAGUCCAGGAUACCCUCGUCCCUGCCCGAUGAGCUGCAUUACUCCCCCUUUGGUAGUCCCGAGCGGGCGCGCAUGGUGGCCCUUCACGGGUACAUCGACAGUGAGUUGUUUACUUUUUUCAGCUAUUUGUUAGUCUAUUUAAAGACUGGUAUUUUUUUGUCAUUGUUUUGCUCUUUGUGUGCUCUCCAGGUCAUCCCUUCUCUGUGCUGACCUCUCAGAGUCUCCCUCACCAGGCCAUGUCGCUGCCCCAGCUGCCCCUCAGCCGCUAGAGCUCCACCACUAUGACCCUUACGACCCCUAAACCUCCGGAUCCUAACCCUUGAUCUCCCAUCACUGACGUCUGCAGACCUGACCCGGAGGUCACGCAGGAGUCAGCUUGGAGAAAAGACGCAUGUUACAGGAGCCCUGCCCACUCGGAAACAGAAAAAAGAAACGGGAGGAAGAGGAAAAACUAAGACACAUCCGUCCUUAUGCUUUUUUUCCUCUCUGGGGACAGGAAUAUCCCACCUGCAGCCACUCCGUCAAAAAACGAGCAUGAAGCAUUUAUCAUUAGCAGGAACUCAUUGACUGUGUUUUACACCGCCUAAAAGGACCCAUUUUGCUUCACAUGUACAGCAUCCUCCGCUCGAUUCAUCCAUCCUCUGACUUGAAGGUGGAGGGAGUUUUAAAAGGGACGAAGCUGACCGUGGAAGCAGGACUGAAGCCUCUUGAGUGU
Molecule: messenger RNA, 2312 nt
Organism: Larimichthys crocea (large yellow croaker)
Lineage: Eukaryota; Metazoa; Chordata; Actinopteri; Sciaenidae
Gene: lhx6a
Product: LIM homeobox 6a
Exons: 8
Coding region: 653-1807 (384 amino acids)
Biological process (GO): regulation of transcription by RNA polymerase II; forebrain neuron development; neuron differentiation
Cellular component (GO): nucleus
Molecular function (GO): RNA polymerase II transcription regulatory region sequence-specific DNA binding; DNA-binding transcription factor activity, RNA polymerase II-specific
Source: RefSeq, a predicted model, not a curated record